Acanthaster planci (crown-of-thorns starfish) is the source of this 4342-nucleotide messenger RNA. RefSeq lists its product as uncharacterized. The record is from RefSeq and is a predicted model, not a curated record. Lineage: Eukaryota; Metazoa; Echinodermata; Asteroidea; Valvatida; Acanthasteridae. Gene Ontology annotation, biological process: cellular response to lipopolysaccharide; T cell costimulation; positive regulation of T cell proliferation. Gene Ontology annotation, cellular component: external side of plasma membrane.
CAGUGCAUGCGAGCGACAGUAUCCAUCCAUGGUCAAUCGUGAAAGUCGCAGAAAUCCCUUGUGCGUCCCAGCAGUUACGCCAAUACUACCGAUAGAGAAGGCUUACCUUACAAGCUAGCUGUACCGAGUGUAAGUACAAACAUGUUUUCCUUGGCUCUUCCACACGUCUCAAAUCGUGGAUGUAUCAACGGCAGACUAGUCCAAGUAAAGGCUGGUCCAUACUUCGAGCGAAUGUGAAAGGGAAGUGAAUUUGACCUCAUGAAAUUUUUGCAGCAAAUUUAGCUCGAGUUAAAAUGGGUUCAACUUUCACAAAUUCGCAACGCCAACAUUUGAUUGGACAAAUUUGUGUUUGUGUUUGGUUUCGUGCUAAGUGGCCUUAAGCGCUUAACAUAUCACCUCUUUUAAUACUUUCAUAUAAUGAGUGGUAGUAUCGCUGACCUUCCUCAAAUAUUAAAUGAAGUGAUUUGUAGAGGCCUCGUUUCUCAGACUACCGGCAGACCAUGUUGUUUUCAACACUCUACUUUUUCAUGUAAAGCAGCCAUUUUUUUAAACAUCAAGACAGUACAUAUGCUUCCAUACUCAUAUUUCAUCUACUUUGCAUGUUUUGUGGAAAUUAAAAGAUAACAUUAGAAGAUGAAGUGGCUAUCCUUUAAAUGUGGCAAAUUCAUUUUGACUUCCAAGUUUGUUUUAAGCUAGCAUAGAUAACUGGCUAACCCAGCUCUUGAGGCUCAAAAGUAAAUCUCCCUAUCCCAAGAGCUUAAGACCUAGCUUAUUACAAGCUAAACAUAUUAACGAAACUCUUGGCCUCACUCACCCUGAUAAUAAAUUACUGAAUACGGUACAGCAAUUGUUCUUGGAGCUUGUUACUAAAAAUCAGUUAACCUUUUUCUUCUCAGUGAAUUUAUAAUUGGGCAAGAAUAAAGUGCAUUGAUGCUGUCCUCAAACCACUUAAUGCAAUUUACUUAAGAAAACAAGAGAACCAAGUCAUUAUUUUGACCCCAAACAUACCACGGGAAGAAAACAUAUCAAGGGGGAGACAUGUUGCCUUUCUAGUGAGAGUUCCAGUGCUUUGAUUAAUUACUGCAACCUGUUAGGGUGAGGAUUCUCUUACAGAUGAAAAAGAAAUUAACCUGUUCAUGACACUAGCUUUUAUAAUCAAAAUAAAACAUCCUGUUCAUCAAUCUGUGGAAACAUAUCAAAACCAACUGUAGGAAGCAUACCACAUCCUCCUAUUCUUUAUCAUUUACAGUCCGCAUUCCAUUACAUUUUUUUUAUUUUCAGUUGUGCAGAGUUCAGUUAAGAUGACCUGGCUAUGAAAACCUGAAACAUAGUGCAAGAUAAACUUGAUUUAUUCGCAGGUGACUAAAAUUUUAAACAAUAUAUUAUUUUCAUGUACUAAGUUUAAAGAUAAGCGGUGAGAGAUCAGAGUUCACCAAAGGUUUUCUCCACUGGCCUCUAGAGGUUCAGUAAUGAAUGGCUGCUUACUGCGGCUACUCUGUUGGCCCUUGGCAGCCAGCCAAAUGUCAAGUGAUUGUGCAAGUGUCAAAUGUCCCCAGGUUGCAAAACACAAGGGGAUUCCCCUGUUACUGCAUACAUGCACUGGACUAGAUUUAAGAGAGUUGUGUGUCGGGAUGAAUCUUUUUGGCUUUUUUCAGCCUAACAGUCUUGUUCCAAAUACUUGGCCACUUAUAAAUUCUCCACCCUUUUGUUUGACUGUCCCAGCCCUAGACCUCCCUAUUAUUUUCCUGGAGCUCAUGAGGUAAAGUUGGACUGGUGGUUUAAUUUGUCAGAAAUGACUGCCGAACAAGGCAACAUCAUACAGUAGAAUGCCGCUAAAAAGUUCAAUUCAUUUUUUUAACCGUAACUGAAUGUGAUACCAUGCACACCUUGUCGUUUUAGGCAUGUCACAUCCACAAUAUAAAACAUUAUGCACAUCACAUUAUCUCACGUACAACGGCAAGGACUACUGCACCACAACAGGUGCAGCAAUUCAUGGGGUGUUUUGCAGCAUGUUGCAGCGUCAAAUCAGCAUGUGUCUGAAUCUUGGCUGCAAGCAACGCACCUGUAUGGAAUGUGGCCGCAGCCACCAGGCCAGCGGUUUCUACAUAUGCAACCUUCACUUCCUUCACUCUCAUCAAUUGCACAUAAUCUUCUUUAACCCUAACCCUCCUCAAGCCUUCACCUGUUGGAGGACUGAGGAGUGUUAGGGUUAAGUUUGGUUUGGGGACUUUAUAGCACUUGCAGUGAAUAUUUCUCUCGUGUCUUUCAGACAGACUGUCUACAUCGGUGUAUUGUGUGGUUCCCCUGGUAGUACCUAUAUAGCACCCACCAUAAUUUCCAUCUGUUGUCCGACUUCUUCAGCAUGAAACUACCGUUGUGUGUAUUGCUAGCUCUAAGUACUCUUUUUGCUUCACGGAGUAGUGCUGAAUCAGGCUCCAGAUUGGUAUACAUGUACUUACAAAGGGGUAAGCCCGGAGAAGUCCCAAAUCCAAUUGUGGAUAAUUUGGCAAACCUGGAACAGGUUACCUCGGCCUAUUGGUACAAGAACGGUGUCCGUCUGAUUUCGUACCAUGAAGGCCAAACCUACCCUGCCUCCAGAGCUGAAGAUGGCAGAUUCAACAUCUCAGAGGAGUUUGAUCUAGUCAUCCACAAUGUGGCUGACACUGACGGAGGGGUCUACACAGUGAAGGUGGCGAAGAACGGUCAGCUGUUGCGAGGCCAGGUGAAUGUGACAGUUGUCGCUUCCUGCAAGGACAUCUUGGCUCCCAGACAUGUAUACCUUGAGCGGGGCCACCGUGGGGUGAUUCAAAAUCCUCACGCUACUAAAGAGUCUAACCGCUGGCAGAUUACCUCUGCCUAUUGGUAUAAAGAGGAACAGUUGGUGAUAUCCUGGUUUGAGGGCCACACCACCCUCAGACCUGGAGCCAAAAGUGGACAGUACAAUAUCACCAGAGAACAUUUUGCGCUGGUGAUCAACAAUGUCAGCGACACAGAUGAAGGAAAGUACGUCAGCAGAGUGGUUAGGAAUCACCAGCUGUCAGCACGGAGGCCAGUGAACGUCACAGUUGUUGUGAGACCAAGUGAGCCCAUCCCUUGGGUUGAAGAGUGCGGUUCAUCCAAAGAUCGCAAUGUCUGCUGCCGGAUAGAGCUCCCUGCUGAUGAGACCGAGUACACCCUUAACUGCCACAUUGGCAAUGCUAGACCAGCUGUCGAUCUGCAUCUGGUCCAUGUAUUGGCAAAUGGCAGUCUUGAAGUGGUGGAACAGGUUGUCCACAUUGGAACUCCUGGCACAGAACACUUUGUGGUCAACACAUCGCUGUCUUUUAAUGGAACCUUCAGUGGAAACAUCACUUUCCGUUGCCUAGCGACUGGCUUGGCAAUGGGCCAAAACAAUGGAAGCACUGUGGAAGUGCACAUCUCUAAACUGUCGAAGGAAGGAAGAAGAAGGAAGGAUUGGCAUUCCACCAGUCCAGCUUUUACAGUUUCUCCAACUACGGAAGUGGAAAACAAAGGGACUAACCGGCAUGCUUUCCACUGGAUUGAAGCUACAGUAAUACCUUCAGUUGCAGUUUCAUUCUUCAUGGUGGUUGUUUGUGUAGUUGUAGUAGUUAAAAGGAUGCGUAAAAGACAUUCUGAGAACAAGAAAUCUUUAGCAGGUGAUGCUGUAAACGUGAAAGCUAACCCUUCCCUGCAGCCCCUUACCACCCGCCCAGUCAUGCCAGGAAACCAGGGCCAUCAAGAGGAAAGCAUCCAGGGUGCUCUUUUAUAUGAAACUGUGGUGGACAUAGAUACCGGUACAUGAUUUAACGGUCUGGUAGAGUUAGGUGAUGUGGACAUCUUGGCCAGACAUUCUUGUAGAAACCAUGCAUGGCUGCAGAGGAGAUGAAGAACCUCUUAAAGAUUUGUAGUGAGAUGGGCAAUGAGGUUAAUGAGGUUAUAUUCUGUGAGACCAAUGAGCACGUCUGUAAGAAAGGCUUAGUCGUUGCCUCAAUCACUGAGUCAAAGGAAGGAUUUCAACUUGAGGACUUUCUUAUAGGUAAGGCUCAGUGAGAGAUUUUCUUUUGUGACAGCCGUAGGUGUCACAGAGCAAUUUGAAGGUGGCAAUUAGUCAUGCUAAAUUUGUUGUUUGACUGUGAGGAAAAGAGAUGCAUUAAAUAACAGAGGGCAUUGUUGAAGGUGAGACAAAAUCCAACAGGUUUACUAUUGCUACUGCUGGUUGAGAAAAAAAUCUUCCAAGGAGGAUUUGUCUGAGAAAUGGGAAGGUGCCAAUAGACCUUUUUCACCCGCGACUAAAUGUAAACAAUACCACCACGUGUGGACCGCCUUGGCCACAGUGAUCACA